This is a messenger RNA of Thlaspi arvense, 1419 nucleotides long. Lineage: Eukaryota; Viridiplantae; Streptophyta; Magnoliopsida; Brassicales; Brassicaceae. The record is from the annotation of a GenBank genome assembly.
AUGAGAUCGUUCAAGAGGAAUCACGCGCAGCUCUUGAAAGUCUCUUAUGCAAAGCCUUACAAGGUUAUAAGAUGUGAGGAGGAGAAAAACGUAAUGCUUAAACUGAAAAAGUUUGGUCACAGCGAUCAUCAGGAUCCUUCUUCUGAUGUGUGUGUUCUCGUUAACUCCUGCACGAGCCGGGACUAUACAGAGAAAAUCGUCGGUGUCUGCUUCGUUGGUCAAGACGUCACUAGUGAGAAAGCAAUAACAGAUAGAUUCAUCAGGUUGCAAGGAGACUACAAGACUAUAGUCCAGAGCUUAAACCCGUUGAUUCCACCGAUAUUCGCCUCGGAUGAGAAUGCUUGUUGUUCUGAGUGGAACGCAGCCAUGGAAAAGCUUACCGGAUGGUCAAAGCACGAGGUGAUUGGGAAAAUGCUACCCGGUGAAGUUUUUGGAGUUUUCUGUAAAGUGAAAAGCCAAGAUUCGCUCACAAAGUUCUUGAUCUCUCUGUACCAAGGAAUUGCUGGUUAUGAUGUUCCAGAGUGCUCACUGGUUGGGUUCUUUAACAAGGAAGGGAAGUACAUAGAGGCAUCCUUAACCGCGAACAAGAGUACAAACGCCGAAGAGAAAGUCAUCGGAUGUUUCUUCUUCUUGCAGAUUAUCAAUGAAGUUUCGGGUUUGAGCUGCCCAGAACUGAAAGAGAGCGCUCAAAGCCUUGAUGAAUUAACUUACAUAAGGCAAGAAAUCAAGAAUCCUCUCAACGGGGUCCGAUUUGCACAUAAACUUCUUGAAUCCUCUGAGAUUUCAGAGAGCCAAAGGCAGUUUCUUGAAACUAGCGAUGCUUGCGAGAAGCAGAUUGCGACAAUAAUCGAAGACACAGACUUGAAAAGCAUAGAAGAAGGCAAGUUGCAAUUGGAAACAGAGGAGUUUCGACUUGAAAGCAUCUUGGACACAAUCAUUAGCCAAGUGAUGAUUAUGUUGAGAGAGAGGAACUCACAACUCAGGGUUGAAGUCUCCGAGGAGCUAAAAGCUCUGCCUCUCUAUGGUGACAAAGUAAAGCUUCAGCUCAUUCUUGCUGAUCUUCUGCGCAACACUGUGAAUCAUGCCCCGUUUCCAGAUAGUUGGGUAGGAAUCAACAUCUCAACAGGCCACAAGCUUGCACGCGACAAAGAUCGCUAUAUCCAUCUACAGUUCAGGAUGAUACAUCCUGGAAAAGGACUUCCUUCAGAGAUGCUAAGUGACAUGUUUGAGACUCGAGAUGGAUGGUUGACGCCUGAUGGGUUAGGACUCAAACUUUCACGGAAACUGCUGGAGCAGAUGAAUGGCAGUGUGAGUUACAUCCGAGAAGAGGAACGUUGUUUCUUUCAAGUGGAUCUUCAAGUCAAGACAAGGUUAGGUGUUGAGACCAGCGUAACAGGGGCUGCUUCAAGCAUUAAGUAG